UGCGCAGUCACCUUGCUCAACAUAGUCUGGGAAGCUGUGUGCACCGCGAUCAUCAGACUCUAUUUGGGAAGAUUUAUUUUUGUAAACUGUGCAUUUUCAAGAGGAGAAUACUUACAUAAGGUCUGACUGAGUUGUCGCUAUGAGUUUCUUUGGUUUUGGUCAGAGUGCGGACAUCGACAUAGUUCUGAAUGACGCCGAAACCAGAAAGAAAGCUGAGCACAAGACCGAAGACGGCAGGAAGGACAAAUAUUUUCUCUUUUACGACGGCGAAACUGUGUCCGGCAAAGUCAACGUGAACCUCAAAUACCCGGGCAAAAGACUGGAACACAAUGGCAUCAAGAUAGAGUUUGUCGGGCAGAUUGAGCUGUACUACGACAGAGGAAACCAUCAUGAGUUUGUGUCUCUUGUGAAAGACUUGGCUCGUCCUGGAGAGCUCACCCAGUCUCAGUCUUUUGAGUUUGAGUUCACACAUGUGGAGAAGCCCUAUGAGUCCUACACUGGACAGAAUGUGAAACUACGGUAUUUUCUGAGGGCGACCGUGAGCCGGAGACUCAAUGACAUUAGCAAAGAACUGGACAUUGUCGUUCACACACUCAGCACUUAUCCUGAACUCAAUUCCUCUAUCAAGAUGGAAGUAGGAAUCGAAGACUGCUUGCAUAUAGAGUUUGAGUACAACAAAUCCAAGUAUCACUUAAAAGAUGUGAUAGUAGGAAAGAUUUAUUUUCUGCUGGUUAGAAUUAAGAUUAAGCACAUGGAAAUAGACAUCAUUAAACGGGAAACUACUGGCACGGGUCCAAAUGUCUACCACGAGAACGACACUAUCGCCAAAUAUGAAAUAAUGGACGGAGCACCUGUCAGAGGAGAGUCCAUCCCCAUCAGAUUGUUCCUGGCAGGGUACGAGCUGACUCCCACCAUGAGGGACAUAAACAAGAAAUUCUCUGUGCGCUACUACCUCAACCUGGUCCUUAUAGAUGAGGAGGAGAGGCGCUACUUUAAACAACAGGAGAUUACUCUGUGGAGAAAAGGGGACAUUGUCAGAAAGAGCAUGUCCCAUCAAGCAGCAAUCGCCUCCCAGAGAUUUGAAGGAUCGUCCAAUCCAGAGAAGUCUCCCACACAAGACAGUGAAGAGAACAGCUAAACACCGCUCCAUCCACCCGUGUGUGUCUGUGUCUGUGUGUUAGCAUGUGUGUAUGAGUGACUGACUGCCUACUGAAUGUAAGGAUGUGUGCAUGUUGGAAAUGCAGCAGAAUUUGAGGUGAAACACACUGUCUAUGUGUGUCAGGGAACAAAAUAUAUUAUCCCACUGAGUUUGUCAGACUGAUCUCAACAGGCACAAUUACAGUAACUUUUAUGUAGGCCUGUCACGGUAACUGUGAUUAUAUAUUGCUUUGGAAACUAUAGAUAUAGAUAUAGAUAUAUAUAUAGAUUAUAUUGAAACUAUCCUAUCCUAUGCCACUGACACAAUAACCCUAAAGCAGGAUUAAAUAAUAUUGAAAAACAUGGGCUGCAAUAAAUAAAUGAGGCACUCUAGUAGUUAUAUCUAUAAUGAGUCAGAGAAGCUAUAUAUAUAUUCAACUCUCUAUAACUAAGUCUUAUUGUAGUACUGAAAAAAAAAGAAAAAAAAAGUCCCAUGAGUACAAAGAAAAGGUUCCCAUAGUAUUAUCAUGACAGGCCUACAGUCAUGUUUCAGAAUUUCUUCCAGAGGUCAUUACAUUAAACUAACUACUUUUUUAAUGUCAUAAUGCAAUUAUGUAAUGAUUAAAUAGUUUAGGGUCCAUUUUUACAUGUUAUUUUGACUCAAGUGUAGCUCUGUGCAUUAACUGUAUCAGAUACAGUUUGCCUUAGGGUGAAAUGGAUCAUAGAUUACUUAAAAUUCACUGCCAUGCACUUGCUAACAAACAUGUCUUUCUAGUUUCACAGCUUUGAAUUCUUUAAAGGUGCACUGUAACUUUUAUGGAAGAGUGCCCGCCACCUGCUUGAUUCCAUGUAAAUGUUAAUGUGUUUCCUGAAAUGUUCUACAGUAUGGCAUUUAAUUUAAUUUUCAUUGAGACAAGCAGGCUGCAUCGCCAAAGGAGUUACAUGUCCCUAGUGGGCCCUAGUUUUGAGAAAUAAAAACUCCGAUAAUUGAAUAAAUGCAGGAUAUAUUUGUUCAGUGCCAUAUUGUGGAAUAUCCCAAGCAAAGCAAUAACAUCUCCAUGGAGAAGAGCAGAUGGGGAACCCUCCACCAGAAAAGUUACAUAGUGCACCAGUGCAAGCAAAAGGACAAAAAUAUUUUUCAUACAUUCCAGUGCGUUUUCCAAGUACUAGCUUUUAACAGAAUCCACUUAAACAGCUGUGGUGCGUUGGAUAGUAGACGUUAGAGGAUAAUGGAUUUCUUAACACAGGAGGCUGCUGCUGUUGCUGCUGCUGCUGCUGCUGCUAAAAAGAAAGUGGCACUUGUGAAUGCUGUGAGAUUCGUGAUAGCUUCCAAGCACACUUAUUUGCACUAUACUCCAUUUUAGCCCUCCUCUACCUGCUCUGUGCAACACCUAUGACAAAUCUGUCCUGUACUUACAGUAUUACAUAUACUUUAUGUAACUUAAGCCCACACAUGCUGAUCAAUGGACUGCUGGUUGCACUUCCACUGACUGUAGUAGGAUCAGUAGCAUUGUGCCUAAAAGGGUUUCUUGCCAAAAUAUUCAGUGCUAUAAACAGACGUCGCCAGUUUAGCCUUUAGCUCUAAUCUUAGCUUGUGAGCCUUUUAGAACUGUUAAAAAAAGUAACUUCUCCAUGGUAACACUUAAUAACUACAUCUUAAUUUGCAUUAAUAAAGCAUGAAUAAAGACUUGAUUCAUAAGGAAAACCUCUUAAUUAAGUAGUUACUAAGACUAAAUCAUUCUUAAAGGGCCCAUAUUACGCAAUUUUCUGAUUUAUGUUGUUUCAUUGUCAAAAACAUAGCCAGAGUUGUGUUUAGGUUCAUUCACACAUGUUAAAUACACAAACCCUGAAUAUUCAGGCAGAGUUCUUCUCUCAAACUGUAAACACUGUUCCACACUGUGAUCGUCAUGUGGUAAUAAAGGAAGUGCUCCACUGUGUUUGUCUGAAGUCUGAAGACCUUCACUAGAACCAUUUGGAUCAUUUUAGACCAGGGAUUGCCAAUCUCUACUGAAUAAAAGGUAAAAAAGUUGCUGUUAUCUUGAAAACUGCAGCUUCAUGACAUCACGAGGUGGAACAGAGCAUUUUGAGCUUUGAAGCUUUGUGUAGGCAGCCUAAUAAUAAAGGAUUACCUAAACGUGUGAAUGAAACAAAACACAGCUCUGGGUAUGUUUUUGAGGAGGUAACAGCACGACAUAGCGCUCACAAGAAUUAAUUUUGUGUAAUAUUGGACGUUCCGUAUGUAUUUUUUCAUUUUAAUUAAGGUGUAGUUAUUGUAAAGUGAUACCGAAUGUACUGUAUAACUGAAGCAGCAACUUCAGACAACAUAUAAACACCACUGCUUUCUCUCUUCUCACUUAAAUAAUUUCAAAAUUUUGAAUGCACUUAAAACUUACCCCACCUUUCUGGCUUGAUUUUAAAGCACCCAUUGCCUAAGUUUGCGACCCUUUUGUGGAAAGGCUUAUGAUGUGCGAAAGUAAAAAAGUAAAUCACUGUGUAAGACAUUUUGUAUUUUAUAAUUUUGCUAUUUCUUCAUUUGGGUAACUGCUGUUUCGAUGACUGCAAGUCUCUUUAACACACCAGCUCUGUGACCAUUUAGAAAAACUGUUUUACUUUCAGUUGAUCCAGAAAAGAGAAUUGAAUUUGGAAACCUCCCUCCAUCAAGUCGACAAGUUCAUUUGCAGUAACAUUAACAUACAAGAUUGCUUCCUUAUUUUAGCAGUUAAUGCACUAAUACAAUCCCAUUAAUGAAAUCCACAAAAUGUUCUCUGCUCCUUUACGUGGCUAUGCUGUUCAUUUUGUCAAUAGUGGUACAGAUAUAGUAGCUAAACUAAUUGACUUUGUAUUAAAACAUCUAACAGAUUUUAUGUGUACAGUAAAUGCACAAUGUAAAUUCAAGCCUUUUGUUUGUGUCCAUGUUUAUUAUCUCUAUAAAUGUUGAAUCAUUUUAUAUUCUGUUUUAUUUUGAAUUAAAAGGGAGUUAACCAGUGAGCUACACCGCCUACUCUGUUUCUGUUAUUGGUAUCUGAAUGAAAAACUAAAAAUUAAAGAGUUUUUCUGGUCA
This is a messenger RNA of Boleophthalmus pectinirostris (great blue-spotted mudskipper), 4198 nucleotides long. RefSeq names its product vacuolar protein sorting-associated protein 26B-like. The record is from RefSeq and is a predicted model, not a curated record. The coding region runs from base 140 to 1138 and encodes 332 amino acids. Gene Ontology annotation, cellular component: endosome; retromer complex. Lineage: Eukaryota; Metazoa; Chordata; Actinopteri; Gobiiformes; Gobiidae. Gene Ontology annotation, biological process: retrograde transport, endosome to Golgi; intracellular protein transport. The transcript is spliced from 6 exons.